Molecule: messenger RNA, 795 nt
Organism: Culex pipiens pallens (northern house mosquito)
Lineage: Eukaryota; Metazoa; Arthropoda; Insecta; Diptera; Culicidae
Product: trypsin-1-like
Exons: 4
Coding region: 1-795 (264 amino acids)
Biological process (GO): proteolysis
Molecular function (GO): serine-type endopeptidase activity
Source: RefSeq, a predicted model, not a curated record
AUGGGCACGUUUCAAUUUAAUUAUCAGUAUCUGAUUCUCCUCUGCACCGUCGUAUCAAUUCUUCAAGGCUCUGCAAUCGUGGCGAAAAAAGGCGGCGGAACGUAUCGCAUUAUCAACGGGACGCGGUCGUCCAUCAAGGAGUUUCCGUUUCUGGUGUCGGUCCAGAAGUUUGAGUCCAUUCUUCCGUCCCACAUAUGUGGAGGAGCAUUUAUUAGCUCGGACUGGAUCCUGACGGCGGCUCACUGCCUAAAAAACCGAUUACCAAUGAACGUAUUGAUCCGUGCUGAGUCAUCGUAUCACGACCAAGGAGGGACGCUUCUGCCGGUUAGUCAACUUAUUAUGCACCAGGAAUUCAGAACCGAGGUGGAUGAUUAUGAUUACGGGUUAAUUAAAUUAUCUAAGACUUUCCGCCGUGCGGUUCCGGCAAACCUAAAAAAAGGCCCGCGACGGUUCCGAUCGGGCGAACUCUGCACGGUCAUGGGUUGGGGCCGAACUGCAAGUACAAGUCUCAGCAAACAAAUUCAGAAAGCUACAGUUCCAAUCGUAUCCAACAAGAUCUGCCAGGACACUUUCCUCGAAACAGGGGACGAGUUCACUAGCCGGAUGUUGUGCGCCGGUUACCAGAAAGGAGGAACGGAUGCGUGUGAGGGAGACUCCGGGGGACCACUCGUUUGCCGCCGGAUGUUGACCGGAAUUAGUUCCUGGGGAUUGGGAUGUGCCGAAGCCGAUUACUAUGGAGUGUAUAGUGAUGUAACGCCGAUACGUGCCUGGAUACGGAACCACACGGGAGUUUGA